This is a messenger RNA of Fusarium oxysporum Fo47, 3054 nucleotides long. RefSeq lists its product as uncharacterized. Gene Ontology annotation, biological process: DNA-templated transcription; regulation of DNA-templated transcription. NCBI's taxonomy places the organism in Eukaryota, Fungi, Ascomycota, Sordariomycetes, Hypocreales, Nectriaceae. The record is from RefSeq and is a predicted model, not a curated record. Gene Ontology annotation, molecular function: DNA binding; DNA-binding transcription factor activity, RNA polymerase II-specific; zinc ion binding. The transcript has 4 exons. Bases 35 to 2947 code for a protein of 970 amino acids.
CUCAUACAGGCCCUCACUUCCAUGCAAACACGCCAUGGAUGAUACGACUUGCAAUGAGUCGCUGGAAAUACAAGAUGAUCAGGAAAAGACUUUGUUUGUAUGCGAUACAUGCCAUCGACAGUUCUCUCGAUUUGAGCAUCUGAAGCGACAUAAUCAGACCCAUACUGAUACAAGGGCCAUCAAAUGCACCCACUGUAACAAAAGAUUCAGUCGCAAAGAUGCAGCACAACGGCAUGAAAGGUUACAUGAACGCCAAGCACCUGAAGGCGUACAGAACUCAACUGCUUCGUCACUGCGCCGAACGUGUACGCCUUGUUCUAAAUCACGCAUCAAAUGCUCAGGAGGAACACCAUGCACUCACUGCGCCGUGAAGAAAUUUGUGUGCUCUUACCUGCCCCGGAAACGACGGGAACGUCAAAUCAUGCUCAGUACCUCUGAAGGGCAGGGUUCUGCAGGUGGAAGUACGGCAUCAACUGUGCAGUCGCCUGGUACUGUAACCACGCCUGGGGCCACACUCGAUUGGCUUGAAACUUCGACGCGUCAACAAAACGUGACUUCUGUUGUUCGGGUCCAGACAAAUCUGGUACAAAAUGAUCAAUUUACCACAAACGACGGCCAAAGCUCGUCAGUGGAUAGCCAUCUUAGGCGUGAGCCUGAAAGGCCGACAAGUAUCGUUGGUGACAUCCCAGACACAUAUUCAUUACCCACAAACUGGCUACCAUUUGACGAUGUCCCACUAAACAGUUCAUUGCUGCAUAGUCUUAACAGCAUGCCCCGUCUAGCAUCUGAAGUUGAUGAUGCAUCCGCAAUUGCUCCCCAGAGCCUCGAGACGCAAACACCAUUUCCAAUUCUCCCAGGAAUACAUGAGCAAACCUUGCAGCAUGACCAUGUUUCUGCUUUGAUUGCUUCCAUGGCCUCAAACAAGCCAAGGAAAACACAAUCUUCGGGCAUUAGCGACAAUUCUGCGCUUCCCAGCACUCAAGCCACGCAUUAUUCAGAUGGAGCGGGAUUCAGGGAAAGUCGAGCAGAGAGACACAUGCGCCAACGACGCGCUGCUUAUGCUGAAGACCAUGGGCCAAGUCCGGGCCAUCAGGUGCACACAUCGUGGCUGGGUGACCUAAUUGCCAAAGUUACGGUAGCGAGCACAAGUACCGAGGCAUCCAGUGACGUUCCAGAAAGUAUCUUCGUGGAACUCAUGUCGAGAUUGGACUCACAUGCGACCAGCUCCCAUAUUCUUGCCGACUUUGCCGCGUACAAAGAAAGUCUGCUGGCGAAAAGUACCUUUCAACUAUUUAUCAGUCUCUACUUCGAACACUUUCAUCCGGUAAACCCUUUCGUUGACAGAUCACAUUUGUCUAUCCCCCUCUGGGGCUGGAGCUUGUGCCUAGCUACCGCUGCAAUUGGUUCUAAAUACUUUGGCUCCGAAGAAGUCAAUCGCUUUGGAGAUUGCUUAUACUGCAUCCUGCAUGAGCUCAUGGCAAGAGAACUCGAUUUUGUCAACUCCCAGGAGCCGUUACCUUACAUACAGGCCCGGAUCUUGGCAUCAGUUGGGCUCUGUCAAAGUCGCCAACCGGAGCUACUCAGAUGCGGAUACAACGCCUCAGCCAUGGCAGCACAAGCAUGUCUUCGGCUUCGCUUACUGAGUGAGGAUGACAAUAUCGGCUCCUAUGAGGAUGAUCAGAGUCUGGAGCAGGAGUGGAUCACUUGGCGAUUUCGAGAGACACGAAGAAGGACGGGCCUUUUCGUUUGGUUAACGAGUUGCUACUUCGCUCUGGCUUCUGAGCAUCACCCGUGCUUGUUCCCCGACCAGCCUCAAGUUAGACUUCCAUGCCGCGAGGAAUUAUGGGCGGCUGAGUCCCCGCAGGCUUGGUCUACGGCAAGGUCAGAAGUUGGAGAUGCUGAUCCAAUAGCUUUCUCCGCCGAAGAAGCCUCACGACCGACAGUGCCUGAAGUUACAGUCGAGCUUUGGCGAGACUUGAAGUCGCGGCAUUCAUCCAAUUCCUUUGCGACCAUCGUCAUCAUACACAUGCUGGUCUAUCGGAGAUGGAGCGCCAACGAAUAUUUGGCUGAUGUAAUUCAUGACAUACCACAAACGAAUCUGUCAAACAUCUAUGUACCUGGGAGAAAGUACCUUGGUUCAGUGCCCGAGUACAUUAAGUGGCGCAAUCAGUGCUGUGACUGUUUGGAUGUACUGCACUGGGAAGCACUCAGUCUAUCAGCCAAGGCAGAAGGACUUGAAGGGCCAGCACUACUGCAUCUCCAUCUAGCUCGCCUAUCACUUCUCACGCCGGUCCAAGACCUUUUUGCGAUCGCCCAUCAGAGUACUCUCUCAGGGACGGCUCACAUGACUCCGAGUAGUCUCUAUCGUCACGGCACUUCCAAGCUAGAUCCAAGACAAACUAUCAAGAUCUGGGCGACUCAAGAUCGAUAUAAAGCUCGCCUCGCAGUGAUACAUGCUGGGGCUGUUCUGUGGCAUGUGAGGCGAUACUCAUCAGACUCAAUUGUGGAACCGUUUGCUCUCUUUCUUGCAGCACUGGUGCUCUGGGCCUAUGGGCAAACUUCCAACAUUCGAAAGCUUUAUGAGUCUGCAUGCAUGAGAGCGCAGUCUCCAGUGAGCGAAAACGAGGAUUCAGUGAUCUCUGCAACUACGACACAUGGUUCAGUAGAGAACCGUGCGACGCACGAUUAUAUCUCGAAGCGGCGAAUGCCCAGCACCAUGCAAUUGGACAGGCCGAUGGAUGAUGAACUUGUUCAGUACUUCAUAAGAUUUGGGGAGAGCCUACGUCUUCCACUUGAAGGAGUAGAUGACCUGUGUACAGCUGAAGGCCCGUUACAGAUACUGCAAGAGGUAUCAAGUCUACUGAUGGAACAGCACAAGCCUUGGGGUAUUUCCGAUGCUUAUGCUAGAUUUCUACGAGACCUACAAAUGCCGCAGUGGCAAAUAUAAAUGCACUAUGGACUGGGAGAGGCAUGGGCUUUAAACUCGUCAGAAUGGAGCCAACAUGAUGUAUCUAAAUUACUCAUUCAUUAUUACAUCGAAAUGAUUACUGAUAG